Messenger RNA from Pollicipes pollicipes, 1443 nucleotides. RefSeq names its product WD40 repeat-containing protein SMU1-like. Gene Ontology annotation, molecular function: protein binding. The record is from RefSeq and is a predicted model, not a curated record. Lineage: Eukaryota; Metazoa; Arthropoda; Thecostraca; Pollicipedomorpha; Pollicipedidae. The transcript has 11 exons. Gene Ontology annotation, biological process: mRNA splicing, via spliceosome. Bases 10 to 1443 code for a protein of 477 amino acids.
AGAUGUUAUAUGCUUCAAAUUAUGAGCGUUGUGCGACUUAUUCAGCAGUAUCUGAAGGAGAACAACCUGAUGCGCACACUUCAGACGCUGCAGGAAGAGACAACGACAUCACUAAACACCGUGGAUUCGGUGGACAGCUUCGUGGCAGACAUCAACAACGGUCACUGGGACACCGUUCUCAAGGCCAUACAGUCCCUCAAACUGCCAGACAAAAAACUCAUCGAUCUCUACGAACAGGUGGUGCUGGAGCUGAUAGAGCUGCGAGAGCUGGGUGCAGCGCGCUCACUACUCCGCAACACGGACCCCAUGAUAAUGCUCAAGCAGCACGAGGCGGACAGAUACGUGCAUCUGGAGAACCUGCUGGCGCGCUCCUACUUCGACCCGCGCGAGGCGUACCCGGACGGCUCGAGCAAGGAGCGGCGCCGGGCGGCUAUCGCGCAGGCGCUGGCCGGCGAGGUAUCGGUGGUGCCGCCCAGUCGCCUGCUGGCGCUGCUCGGCCAGGCCAUGAAGUGGCAGCAGCACCAGGGCCUCCUGCCGCCCGGCACCCAGAUCGAUUUGUUCCGAGGCAAGGCCGCCAUUCGUGAACAGGAGGAGGAGACCUACCCCACGCAGCUCUCCAAGCAGAUCAAGUUCCGCAAGACGCACCCCGAGUGCGCCGCCUUCUCGCCGGACGGCCAGUACCUGGUGACCGGCACCGUGGACGGCUUCAUCGAGGUCUGGAACUUCACCACGGGCAAGAUCCGGAAGGACCUCAAGUACCAGGCGCAGGACAACUUCAUGCUGAUGGAGGAGGCGUGCCUGUCGCUGGCCUUCAGCCGCGACUCGGAGAUGCUGGCCUCUGGCAGCCAGGAGGGCCGCGUCAAGGUCUGGAAGAUCGCCACCGGCCAGUGCCUGCGCAAGUUCGAGCGGGCGCACACCAAGGGCGUGACGAGUAUGCAGUUCUCGCGUGACAACAGUCAGCUGCUGAGCACGUCCUUCGACAACACGCUUCGCAUUCACGGUCUGAAGUCGGGCAAGACGCUGAAGGAGUUCCGCGGGCAUACCUCGUUCGUCAACAGCGCUACAUUCAGUGUGGACGGACACUGCGUGAUCAGCGGGUCUUCGGACGGCACUGUCAAGAUCUGGAACGUCAAGACCACCGAGUGCAUCAACACGCUGAAGCCGCUGGGCGGCGUCAGCUGCGAGGAGUGCCACGUCAACGCAGUGGCGCUGUUGCCCAAGAACCCCGAGCACUUUGUCGUCUGCAACCGCUCCAGCACCAUCGUCAUCAUGAACAUGACCGGACAGACGGUACGCUCGUUCAGCACGGGCAAGCGUGAGGGCGGCGACCUGGUCUGCUCGGUGGUGUCGCCGCACGGCGACUGGAUCUACGCAGUGGGCGAGGAUCUGGUGCUAUACUGCCUGUCCACCACCUCGGGCAAGCUGGAGAGACGCUCAACGUAA